GUUUCUUUCCGCCGCUGGUCCCCACCCGCCGCUCCGGAGCACGAUGGUUUCUCCGGGAAGCACCGGGUCCGCUGUCGCCGCUUCCUCCCUUCCUCGUCACCCUCCUACUGAGCCACCGCGGCGACCGUUGGGUAUCCAAUAACCAACAUGUCCAGCAAAAAGGCAAAGACAAAGACCACCAAGAAGCGCCCUCAGCGCGCCACUUCCAAUGUAUUUGCGAUGUUUGAUCAGUCUCAGAUUCAGGAGUUCAAGGAGGCCUUCAACAUGAUUGACCAGAACAGGGAUGGCUUCAUUGACAAAGAGGACUUGCAUGAUAUGCUUGCCUCCCUUGGAAAGAAUCCAACAGAUGAAUACCUAGAUGCCAUGAUGAAUGAGGCUCCAGGCCCUAUAAAUUUCACGAUGUUCCUCACAAUGUUUGGUGAGAAGUUAAAUGGCACCGACCCGGAAGAUGUAAUCAGGAAUGCUUUUGCUUGCUUUGAUGAAGAAGCAACAGGGUUCAUCCAAGAAGACUACCUGCGAGAGCUACUCACCACGAUGGGAGACAGGUUCACAGAUGAGGAGGUAGAUGAGCUGUACAGGGAGGCUCCCAUCGACAAAAAGGGGAACUUCAACUACAUUGAGUUCACACGCAUCCUGAAACAUGGAGCAAAAGACAAGGAUGACUGAGCAGAUCCUCAGAUAACUCCAGAUAGCUUUUCCCCUCCCCCUGUCCCUUCCCCCUGUUAGUUUUAUUUCUCAGGAUCUGUUUUUCUCUUUUUUCCUGUUGGGACCUUUUGCAUACAUUUUUAGCAUUCCAGCUUUUUACCUCUGUGGACUCUGGGCCUGCUCAGGCAUACCUGUACCUUUGUAGUAAGACUGUACAUGGACAGGGAGGGAGGACAGCUUACAGUGAUAGAGGUUUAGGGACAAAGAUCAGUGAGUGUACAGGCCCAGGUAAAAAUGUCAGUGCUACUCACCCUAGGUAGAUUCAUUUCACAGUUUUAAUGGUAGCUUUUCAAAUAAAACUGCUAUAUUAAGCACAUCAUUAAAAUUUUCACGCUAGAAGUGGACUGUUUAAUCAUCUGUAAAUAUUUUUGCAACUGUAUGCAGUCAUGUUGUUACCUAUUUUUGCCUUAAAAAUGAAGCAUAAGUCACUUAAGUAUACUGAUGUUUGUACUUCAGCAACUUCACUUACUACUGUGAGCACAUACAAUGAAGAAAGCCUGUCCUUCAAAUUUUACUACACUGUAAAUUAAUAAUUUCUGUCCAGGACUUGCACAUUAAACAUUUGAAAUCCUA
Molecule: messenger RNA, 1278 nt
Organism: Melopsittacus undulatus (budgerigar)
Lineage: Eukaryota; Metazoa; Chordata; Aves; Psittaciformes; Psittaculidae
Product: myosin regulatory light chain 2, smooth muscle minor isoform
Exons: 4
Coding region: 148-666 (172 amino acids)
Biological process (GO): platelet aggregation
Cellular component (GO): cytoplasm
Molecular function (GO): calcium ion binding
Source: RefSeq, a predicted model, not a curated record